Molecule: messenger RNA, 858 nt
Organism: Salvelinus namaycush (lake trout)
Lineage: Eukaryota; Metazoa; Chordata; Actinopteri; Salmoniformes; Salmonidae
Product: beta-1,3-glucosyltransferase-like
Exons: 7
Coding region: 1-858 (285 amino acids)
Cellular component (GO): membrane
Molecular function (GO): acetylglucosaminyltransferase activity
Source: RefSeq, a predicted model, not a curated record
AUGGUGAAGCACGUGGAAGACAUGAGAGACUGGAUGGCAACCCUGUGGCCCCUGGUACGGGAACACAUGCUGGAGGCCCAGGAGGCCCAAAAGCCUACCGCAGAGACCAAGCCGGCGGAGGUGCCACUGGGGGAGCAGCUGAGCCAAGCACAGAAGCAGGAGCUGAGGGAGUUGGUCGGCCGGAACCAGGAUGUGUUCUCCAGUGCCCUUAGCUCCCGAGGAAGAAAACUGCUUUCGCCACCCCUGACCGGCUGCAAGAAGCUGCCCUUUGGGCUGUACGGGGCCCCGGCCACCUUCCAGAGGUUAAUGGAACAGAUUCUCCGUCCCCAUCGUCAUUGUGGGAAGACGUUUGCCAUCUUGAAGAGGUAUAUCAGCGAUGCGGUGCCAAAGACGAGCUGGCUGCUGGUGGUGGAUGAUGACACACUCAUCAGCCUGCCCAGACUGCAGAUGCUGUUGAGCUGUUACGACCCCUCUGAACCGAUGUGUCUAGGGGAGAGGUACGGCUACGGGCUGGGCCAGGGAGGCUACAGCUACAUCACUGGAGGAGGGGGGAUGGUGUUCAGUAGGGCCGCGGUGGUGAGGCUCCUGGCCAGUGACUGCAAGUGUUACAGUAAUGACGCCCCUGAUGACAUGGUGCUGGGGAUGUGUCUCAACGCUCUGGGGCUCCCUGUCACACAUAGCUCCCUCUUCCACCAGGCACGACCUGAAGACUACUCCAGAGACUUUCUAGCCCACCAGGUGCCCAUCUCUUUCCACAAACACUGGAACAUCGACCCCGUCUUCAACAGGUGGCUAAAGGAUGAGUCGAUGUCAACAAGCUCACACGGACUAAACAAGAGCACCAAGGAAGAGUUAUAG